Messenger RNA from Thermothelomyces thermophilus ATCC 42464, 925 nucleotides. RefSeq lists its product as uncharacterized. The record is from RefSeq and is a predicted model, not a curated record. NCBI's taxonomy places the organism in Eukaryota, Fungi, Ascomycota, Sordariomycetes, Sordariales, Chaetomiaceae. The transcript has 4 exons. Bases 59 to 691 code for a protein of 210 amino acids.
UUGGGAUAACUAGUGCUAGUAGCAAACAAAGAGCAACCCACUGCUUUCUAAUCUGGAAAUGAGCUUCAGGGUAACCACGAGACUACCAAGGAUCUAUCAAUCUUUUCCCACUAAGCUUUUCCGUGUAAACUUCGGCGGCCCCGAUGUUGUCCUGCGACCGUGGAAGUUCGCGUCGGCGCUGUUCGACAUCAAAACGGACCGCGAAGGUUAUGUCUACUCGAGAGCUGAAGAUGUAGACGCUGGGACUUAUCUGGGCCCAAAUGGCGCCAUCAUGAGGCCGAACAGCCCCAUGCUACACGCUGUCCUCACCAAGCACUGGAUGCAUAGGGACGAAGGUGCGGUCAUUUAUGAGAUUGAGCAAGGGACCGAGGUUACUCAAGGUCUGACGCUCGUUCACGAGCGCAGCGAUGUUUUCUCCCUCCAACCAGAUACAAGGAUGCUUCUCUCAGAGUUCAACAAGGUGGUCACCCAGUUUCUGCAAACCAAUGGAAGAGUCUACACCAAGAAGCAGUUCCUAGAGGCGUAUCCGAGGCCUAUCAAGAUCGAAGGCGCACACAUUGUCCGGAGUAUCAUCAACCCCGGGCAAAAUAACGAAGCCGCCAAACGGUCGAUCGAGCGUCCAAAGAAACGGUGGCGGAGAGACUAUGAAGGACGGUAUGCAUUUGGGGCUUUCAAAGGGCCCAAGUUCUGAGUCCUUUUCCGACAAGCCUUCCAGAGGAGGACUGCUCUUUGCUCCGCUCUCAGCGAUUUGUCUGUGGCAAGGGUUGUGGCGUGGAAAUGUACAAUUAUAUGUGCGUGGUCGGUGUUGCUGGCGUAUCUCAAAGAGCUACUAUCUGAAUAUUACCUACUUAAGAGAUUUCUAUGUUCGCAUCAAGUUAUUCCGGCAGAGAACCAACAAUACCGUUUGAGAAAAGUGUUUUGCUCA